AUGAACAGAGACGAAGGCGAACGGCCCGACGUUGGCAGCCUCACUGGAGAGGAGGUGGCUAAACACAAUUCGCGCGAGUCUUGCUGGGUGAUUGUUCAUGGGAAAGCAUACGAUGUGACAGAUUUCUUGCCAGAACACCCGGGAGGUCCCAAGAUCAUCCUCAAGUACGCUGGCAAAGAUGCGACUGAAGAGUUUGACCCGAUCCACCCACCCGACACGUUGGACAAAUAUUUACCGAAAGAUAAGCAUUUGGGACCCGUCAACAUGGAGACGGUGCAGAAGGAAGAACAAGAAGACUCUCCAGAGGAAAAGGCUAGACAAGAGCGGAUUAAAAACAUGCCACCAUUAGAGGCCUGCUAUAACCUGAUGGACUUUGAAACUGUUGCCAGACAGGUCAUGAAGAGGCCAGCUUGGGCAUACUAUAGCUCUGGGGCUGAUGAUGAGAUCACUAUGCGAGAAAAUCAUUCCGCUUUCCACAAGAUAUGGUUCCGGCCAAAGAUUCUGGUGGAUGUCGAGAAGGUCGACAUCAGCACCACCAUGCUGGGAACAAAGUGUGAUAUACCGUUCUAUGUCACUGCUACUGCCCUCGGGAAACUUGGUAAUCCGGAAGGAGAGGUGGUCCUGACCCGAGGCGCAAAGAAACACAACGUUAUCCAGAUGAUCCCGACUUUGGCCUCUUGCAGUUUUGACGAAAUCUGCGAUGCGAGAGAAGGCGAUCAAUGCCAGUGGCUUCAAUUGUACGUCAACAAAGACCGAGAAAUUACCAGGAAGAUUGUUCAACAUGCAGAAGCUCGGGGUUGCAAAGGGCUCUUUAUCACAGUCGACGCACCUCAACUGGGUCGAAGAGAGAAAGAUAUGCGAAGCAAAUUCGAUGAUGUGGGCUCUAACGUACAAAACACUACCGGUGACAACGUGGAUCGGUCACAAGGCGCGGCGAGAGCAAUCUCCAGCUUCAUUGACCCCAGCCUCAGCUGGAAGGAUAUCCCGUGGUUCUUGAGCAUCACGAAAAUGCCCAUCAUUCUCAAGGGAGUUCAAAGAGUCGAGGACGUGUUGAGGGCCAUCGAGGUAGGAGUACAUGGUGUCGUGCUCUCCAACCACGGCGGUCGCCAAUUGGACUUUGCUCGAUCAGGCAUUGAGGUUUUGGCUGAAGUGAUGCCCGUCCUCCGGGAGCGCGGUCUGCAAGACAAGAUUGAGAUAUUCAUCGAUGGUGGUAUUCGCAGAGCAACGGAUAUAAUCAAGGCACUGUGUCUAGGUGCCAAGGGCGUGGGUAUUGGAAGACCUUUCUUGUUUGCUAUGUCUGCUUACGGUCUUCCCGGAGUUGAUCGAGCGAUGCAGCUGCUGAAGGAUGAGAUGGUGAUGAACAUGAGACUGAUUGGAGCGUCCAGGGUCGAGGAGCUGACUCCGGACAUGGUUGACACGGCUGGACUGAGAGCCCAUGUUGCUCCUGUGCCCCAAGAUACUUUGGGUGUCCGAGCAUAUGAUCCUUUGAUCACUCCCCAUGACAUGCUGAAGGCACGUCUGUGA
Molecule: messenger RNA, 1524 nt
Organism: Exophiala dermatitidis NIH/UT8656
Lineage: Eukaryota; Fungi; Ascomycota; Eurotiomycetes; Chaetothyriales; Herpotrichiellaceae
Product: L-lactate dehydrogenase (cytochrome)
Exons: 2
Coding region: 1-1524 (507 amino acids)
Biological process (GO): lactate metabolic process
Molecular function (GO): heme binding; L-lactate dehydrogenase (cytochrome) activity
Source: RefSeq, a predicted model, not a curated record